This is a messenger RNA of Seriola dumerili (greater amberjack), 1779 nucleotides long. RefSeq names its product abhydrolase domain containing 4 (gene abhd4). Gene Ontology annotation, molecular function: phosphatidylcholine lysophospholipase A1 activity. Gene Ontology annotation, cellular component: lipid droplet. The transcript has 8 exons. The record is from RefSeq and is a predicted model, not a curated record. NCBI's taxonomy places the organism in Eukaryota, Metazoa, Chordata, Actinopteri, Carangiformes, Carangidae. The coding region runs from base 150 to 1250 and encodes 366 amino acids.
GUGUGAUCAGCUGAUUUAGGACUUUGCGAGUUACAAAACAGUAGAAUAACAACAACGUGCAGUAACUUCGCGUAAUUUCAAAGAAGGUACACAGGAAUGCAUCGCAAACCUUGAUUUAACUGAAUAUAGCCACCGGAAUAUGUCAACCAAUGGAUCCUGCUACAACCGCAGCCCCGAUACAGAGCGACUGUGAGACGGAGCCACAUUCAGUCUGGAGCUGGUGGCCUUCCUGGCGUCCAACCUCCAUGUCCCUUUUGAAGACGACAGAGUCCAAGAUUCUCGCCUGUAUUCAGAAUGAUCUAUGGGCCAGGUUUGUGACCUUACCAAACCAGGAUCGAAUAUGGACUUUGACCCUCACCAACAAGGUGUUUCACAAACCUGCAGCCGCUAAGACUCCCCUGGUGAUGGUCCAUGGGUUUGGAGGAGGGGUAGGGCUGUGGAUCAGGAACCUGGACGCGCUUUGCCGAUCACGGCCUGUCUACGCCUUCGACCUCCUGGGAUUUGGCAGGAGCUCCAGGCCUCCCUUCCCCUCAGAUUCUGCCAAGGCAGAGGAGCAGUUUGUCAACUCCAUUGAAGAGUGGAGACAGUCUGUAGGCCUGGAGAACAUGAUCCUGCUGGGGCACAGUCUCGGGGGGUAUCUGGCGACCUCAUACGCCAUCCAGCACCCUUCCAGAGUGUCUCAUCUUAUCCUGGUAGACCCCUGGGGUUUCCCUGAGCGACCACAGACACAGACCGAAGAGAAUCGUGGUCAGGGGACAGAGGUGGUGAAGAGGCCGUCCCCCCCACGCUGGGUGAAAGUUAUUGCAACAGUGGUUUCCUUCUUCAACCCACUGGCUGUCAUUAGAGCAGCAGGCCCAUGGGGCCCGGGCUUGGUGAACAGAUUCCGCCCCGAUUUCAAAAGGAAAUUUGAAGAUCUGUUUGAUGACGACACCAUGACGCAGUACAUCUACCACUGUAACGCCCAAACCCCGAGUGGUGAGGUGGGUUUCCGUGCCAUGUCAGAGUCUCUGGGCUGGGCGAAGAGGCCCAUGCUGCAGCGGGUUCACCUUCUGCCGCCCUCCAUGCCCCUCACCAUGCUGUAUGGAAAGUGGUCCUGGGUGGACAACUCAUCUGGGUACAAAGUGGUCCAGAUCAGGGACCAAGCCCACACCAGAGUGCUGCUGAUAAAUGAAGCGUCUCACCACGUGUAUGCUGAUCAACCAGAGGAAUUCAACAAAGUGGUCGAAAACAUAUGUAACUCUGUUAACUGACUGUGCGUGUGUGUGUGUGUACGUGUGCGUGCCCGUGCAAGGGCUGAAAGUAUGGAGACAGUUCAUCAUGGUGGUUUUAGCAGUGCACGUGAGGCAUGAUGGAUGGUUUUGCUUUGGGGCAAAUUGAUAAAUGAUGUAGCUCUACAUACGUGAGCUUGAAUUCUAUUCUCAUUGUACCAACUUAUUAAUAUCAUUGUGAUAAAAUCCUUUGUCGAUAUGUGUAAGCCAGUGUAUUUAAUAGUAGUAUGCUACAUUUAUUUAUAACAUAUGAUUGAAUUUAUUUGUGAAUUUAAAGUGUGUUCAUACAGAGCCUUGAUUGAAAUGCUUAAUCCAGUGCUGUAUCCUGCACUGGGUUUAUGUGUUACAGAGCAACCACUUCACACUUUUUAAAUGUGCCUGACAUCAACCAUUUAAGUACUGUAUGUCAUAUUUUCUUUGACUGCUGUUUUUCCACUUAUACCUCUCCUACUGUGUCAAACAGCUAUUUGUAUUUUAUACCUUUUAAGAUAAUAAAUGCUCAUUUGUCAAA